This is a messenger RNA of Motacilla alba alba, 4313 nucleotides long. RefSeq names its product CD40 ligand (gene CD40LG). Gene Ontology annotation, cellular component: membrane. Gene Ontology annotation, molecular function: tumor necrosis factor receptor binding. Bases 153 to 1079 code for a protein of 308 amino acids. The transcript is spliced from 6 exons. The record is from RefSeq and is a predicted model, not a curated record. Lineage: Eukaryota; Metazoa; Chordata; Aves; Passeriformes; Motacillidae. Gene Ontology annotation, biological process: immune response.
GUAGUGAACAAACCUACCCACUACGAAAAGCUUUUUCCAGGAAGUGUAGGUUGCUGUACCCUGUAUCCCCUGAGCAGCAGGUGCUCGCUCAACAGUUCUCAUGCUACUUGCAAGCAGCGCAUUUGGAGGAGCCCCAGCAACGUGCACAGAGGAUGAACGAACCCUAUGGCCCUGAGGCACCCCGUCCCAUCAGCAGCACAUCUCCUGGCACCAUGAAAAUGUUCAUGGGCUUCCUCACUGUAUUUAUUGUAGUGCAGACCAUCGGGACAGUGCUCUUCUGUUUGUAUCUUCACAUGAAGAUGGAUAAGAUGGAAGAGGUGUUGAGCUUAAAUGAAGAUUACAUCUUCCUGAAGAAAGUACAGAAAUGUCAGAGAGCAGAAGGUCAGAAGUCAACAUUAUUGGACUGUGAAAAGAUUAUAAAGGGCUUCCAGAACAUCCAGCGCAAGGUACAUGCUGUUGGGUGGAUAAAGAUCCCACUGAAGAAGGAGAGGGGCUCCCAAUCAAACACAGAGCUUCACCCCAAGGACAGACCCCCCAAGGAGCAGGCCAAGUUUGAAAUGCAGAGAGGUCCUGAGCACCAUGAGCAUCCCCAUUUGACGCACAGGAAUGAGACAUCUGUGGCAGCAGAUAAGAGGGAGCCAAUUGCAGUUCACCUGGCGGGUCAGCAGAGCAACAAGGCAGGCUCAGUGCUGGAGUGGAGGGAGACAAUGUAUGGCCCCACAAACAGCUUGAUAUCCAACAAGGAGGGGAAACUGAAGGUGAAGGAAGCAGGGCUCUACUACAUCUACUCCCAAGUCAGCUUCUGCACCACGGAAGUGUCUUUGGCACCCUUCACCCUCUAUAUUUAUUUACAUAUCCCCAAGGAAGAGGACCGGCUCUUGCUGAAAGGACAAAAGACACAGACCUCUUUGAAGACAUAUGAAGAAGAACACUUGAAGACCCUCUGUGGACUCCAGUCCAUCCGUGUGGGAGGCGUCUUCAACCUCCGGGAAGAUGACAUGGUCUUUGUCAAUGUGACAGACUCCACAAAAGUGAGGUACAGCCACGGCAACACCUACUUUGGCAUCUUCAAGCUGUAGUGAGGAAAGGGCUGUCCCGAGCUGGGAAUCCAGCCCAACUUUCUUGAGCAAAGUGCCUUUCCCUUUUCCCCUUAUUUAUGUUCCUCUGCCUCUCUGUUUUUCUUAUUUCUUAAUUUGUAUAUUUUGUUAUUUAUUAAUGAGGGCCAAGGGGCCCUGAAAACACAAAUGGAACAAAGUUUGAACCUGUUAUUAUUUGCUUUCAGUUUUUAUUCUUUCGCAGUCAGUGAUUUGGUACAUGCUGGUGUUGUGUAUCUGGGUCCACCCCACCCCACAUUCCUGGCAGGGUUGAUGCCCCUGUUAUGUCAUUAGAGCUUUGUUUACCAAACUCUGCCAUCAAUGUUUCUUUCCUAGAAAUGUAGGAUGGCUCAGGGGACUUCAGCCAAGCUGGGUUCAUGCAUAUCUCUGGCACCAAUCUGCUUACAAACAUCAAUGGGAAAACAAAAAAUGGCUUAGGAACAUCUUCUCUAAAGGAAUCAUUACGCCCAGCACUGUCUUUACAUGGUAGCUGCUGGUGAGACAAGGUUGCCACCCCAACUGUCAGCUGUAUCUGGAGAACCCCCUUUUUUCCAUCCAUGCCUGUCUGUGAAACUCAACCAGCUUCCUCAGGGUGGCACUGCCUUGGCUGGGUUCAUACUUGAUGGCAAUCUCUCCACACCAGCGGUGUGAUUGGUGCCUGAGGGAGGACUGCAGAUUUCAAGGCAGAGAGAAAGUAGGGCACUAGUGGUGGUCUGCUCUUGGUGACCUGAGUCAGUCCACCAGACUCUCCUGCCACCUCUGCAGGCAGAGGAACCUUUGCCUGUGGACAGUUUCGCUACCCUGUGGAAGGGGUACUGGGCACCACCAUCAAAACUGGAACUGCAUCUUCUCCUGAGACCCCUCCUACCCAAGAAGGAGGACCAGGAAACCAUGGGGGUGGCAGGACCACCUACUUCUUCUUCCCUCCAAGACGUACAUGCAGAGCAUCUUCUGACUGUCCUCAGUGAGGAUUGUCCACAGGGGCAUUUUUCCUGGAGCUCCAGGAGAGCAGGACUGUGCAGAUGCCCUCUUGGGCAGGGGGCACCUGGGUGACAUUGCACACUAGGGUCUUCCCAACCCUAUUCUCCAGCUUAGUCUGCAGGGAGGGUGAUCAGAGCACAGGGACAUAGAUUGCAUUUUAAAAAACAUUUGAAGAUGACACAUGUGACAAGCCUGGAGUUUUUGGUUAUAGAGGUCGCACUUAGAGUGUCAAAGUUUGGAAAAAAUUUUGGAUGCCAAGGAGUUUGCAAAUGGAAGAGCUUCUAUAUUUGGGCAGUCUUUAGGCUUUGUUGUGCUGGAGGCUGCAGGUCUAGUCCUAACACGGUGCCCAAAUGCCACCACUGGUAGGACAGAAAGGGCAUUCUUUGCACAGCUCAUUGCAGAGCUGGGCGCACAGCACAGCCCCCUUCAAAAUCAAUAGAGCUCAGGGACUGUUUGGUUUCACUAUAAUUUAGUAAGUAAUUUUUGGAUGUUCUCCAAAACUACCUAACUUUUUUAGGGGAUGGACCAUUCUUGUCUGACAUCUUAUAUGAAGACUAUUUAUUUAACUAAACCCAUCUUAUAUUUGUAACCAGAGAGACUGAAUGCCAGAGGACUGUGCAUUAUGCUGUGUUUUGCAGCAUAAUUCAGGGUUUGUGGCUCCCCCUUCCACAGUGUGGGGUUUCUUCCACUGAUCACCCCACAAUUAAUACAGCUUAUGGAUUCAGACAUAGGUGGCUCUGUAUGUUUUGAACGCUGCUCACCCUACCCAAACCCAGGCUGAGAUUUCACAGGGUCCUGCUUGGUGUCUGGGGACCAAGAGGGCAGUGGGGGGGCCACUGGGGGUCACAGUGGGGACAACCAGUCCCAGAAGCCUCCAGGGGCAGCCAUUCCACCAUGCUCCUCGGGGCAUGUUGAGGUGCCAGGGCCUGGCAACACUUGGGACAUUUUGGCAGCAGAAGCAGAGAACCCCUGUCCUGCGAGAGUAGUGAGACGCCAAGGCUGAAGCCCCUAGCUCAGCUAUGAAACAGAGGGGUGAGGACUAGUUUUAAUGGGAUUUAGGACACCUGACUGAAAGAUGAUUAUUCCUGCCUGUCUUGAGGUCAUGGAGCCUGCAGGGAUGUCUCUGCUUCAGAGCAGAGGGAUGGAUGCUGCGUAUGCUGUGUGUGUGGCUGGGCAGCUGCUGCCUCCCAGGGUGCCCCAUGGUGGUGUGGGUCUGACCACAUCCCUGUUAAUGCUGAAACACAGCCAGCCCUGUGGGCCAGGCUCCUGGAGGCAGUGCUGGGCUGUCUGAAGAACCACAAACCUCCACAGGGGAGGUGGAGGUGCUCGGUCAUGGUGGGAGUGUGGGUGGGAGCUACAGAAGAAACCAAAGAUGAUGCAAACUAGCAUGGCCUAGGAGCAGCUUGGAGCAAGUGAAUGGGGAGGAGAGAACUGUGAAGAGUGUGUGGCCAAAAACGAGGAGUAGAAAACCUGCUCCUCACAGGCAGGGAGAAACUGUGAUCAGUGCACACUUUGAAGCUUCCUGCAGCCCCCAGCCUCAAUGGUCAGGAGCACCUGCCAGAGACCUUGGGCUGGGCUGUGGUUCCCAGCCCAGAUCACUGAGCAUGGAUCCAGAAGCUGCAAAUUGCAUGGUAGAGGAAAACAAAGAGGUGAGGAGAAAAGCAGUCUUUAAACCAGUCCAUAGAUUCUGCAGCAAGGGCAGCAGAUGCCAGCUGUCACCUCCCUGGCUGUGGGCUGCCUGACCAACCCCUGCCCGCACAGCUGCCUUUCUCAGGGCUUUUGUUUCUUGCCUCUGUUUCUUGACUUGCCAAAAAUAGCCCAUGGGAUUCAGAUGUGAGGUAGUGUGUGAGAGGGGACGAGAUGCAAUUGCUGCCAUUCCGCUGUGUCCUUCUCCCCCAGCCCUGCCUGUUGCCGUAGCUGCACUGUUUCCUCUCCCCAUGGAAAGUUUAAAGGUUGUCAAUACAUUGAUUUUUUUCCUUGAUGUGAGGCCUCUAUGCCAGUCCUCAGGCUGUGGAUUUUAGUGUUUCCAAACUGAAUUUUGUUCUGAGUUAAGGGGUUGAGAGGGUAAUAAGUUUGCAGGGCACAUCAGCAGGACUGGCACAGAGGGUGCUGGAUGAGCAAUGCUGCCCAAGCAGCAGCAUGGACAUCUGCUGGCAGAGGUGUUUGCAUGGUUCAAUGCACACUGAGCCCACUAAAAAUAAAUAAAUAAAUAAAUAAAUAACUAUAAAUAUAAAUAAA